AUGUUUUUCCUAUUCCAAGGUCUCACACAGUCAUGGUGGGGACACUCACACACUAUCAUCGCACAUAUCUCUCAAAACCAACUCACACACAAGCAAAUCUCAAAUAUAAAUCGAAUUCUUUCAAGCAGUGGCUUUGAAACAACUGACAUUGAGAAAAUCUCAUCAUGGCCAGAUGACCUCAUUGAAUACAAUCUUAAAUCAAUGGCAGAAUGGCAUUACGCAGAUAAACCAUAUGUGCCUUACGAAGAUUUCAAUUUUAUUAAACCACCACCAACAUAUAACGUAACAACUUAUAUAAACGAUGCAUGGGAAACCUUACAUGAUCCAACUACAACAGAUUUAUGGGCUUGGGCUUUCCACAUCCGCAAUUUGAUUCAUUACGUCGGUGACAUUCAUACACCACACCACAAUAUAGCAAGAUUUACAGUAUAUCAUCAGAAUGGUGAUAUGGGUGGCAAUUUAUAUCGAUUAAACUGCACUUGGGGUGACGCUUGCAAGAAUAUUCAUUUUCUAUGGGAUUCUUGUGCUUUGGCAUUCCCUAUUGCAGAUAUUACCAAUCCCAUUUACGCUUCCGACCUUGCUAAGAACUCUUCACUUAUUGAAGAGGAAUUUCCAAUGUCAUCUUUUGAAAAUAUGACAUCGGUUGAUCCAAGAGCUUGGUCACUCGAAUCUUACGCUAUUGCAUCAACAUUAGGAUACGCUCUUCCUUCAUAUUCGGAACCUAGCCAAGAUUACCUUUAUAACGCUCGCCAAGCUGGAAAGAGAAGAAUAGCUAUGGCAGGAUAUCGUCUUGGUUAUAUGCUGAAAGAACUUUCUGAAAGUGGACUUAUACCAGAACCUUCUAGAUAUAAAACCGGAAAAAGAGAAAUUGCUGUAUGGUCUUGCAAUGGACUAUUGUUAAUUGGCAUAAUCGUAUACGUUGUUGCUAUUUUAACAUAUACUCCUAAACUUGAUCCAACACCAUUGAUUACAAUUCAAGAUGAAGCAAAAUAA
This is a messenger RNA of Trichomonas vaginalis G3, 993 nucleotides long. Its product is annotated as S1-P1 nuclease family. The transcript has a single exon. Gene Ontology annotation, biological process: DNA catabolic process. NCBI's taxonomy places the organism in Eukaryota, Parabasalia, Trichomonadida, Trichomonadidae. The record is from RefSeq and is a predicted model, not a curated record. Bases 1 to 993 code for a protein of 330 amino acids. Gene Ontology annotation, molecular function: endonuclease activity; nucleic acid binding.